AUGGAACCGGAACCAACCCUUGCCUCUCUCCUCAAGGCUAUCAACACUCUCACCAGCCAAGUUGGGUCCUUGCAGGCCCAAAUCCACUCUCAAGGCCAACAGCUCUCUGAGCUCAAAGCCCUAUGCAAGGAGACCAACAACCUUGUUGGCAACAAGGACCAGGGUGGAACCCAAGCCAAGCCUAGCCCAUUGACUGGGCCUGUCACCCCUCCAACCCACACAGGAGGGGAAACCCACACUCCAGGCACGGUUAGGCCUGGGCUUAAGGCCCCUUUUAGACCAUCAAGAGGAAUGGGAUUUGACUCAGAGGAGGAAGAGGAACCCAAACGCCCCAAAAAAGAACCUUGCAGCACGCCUAGGAGCCUCAGCUCCCUUACCCCCUUUGACACGGGGUCCAGCCUGAAGCGCCCCAAGAUGGAUCUCCCAGACCCUUACAAGGGAGAAGUCAGGGGUCAAAAAGCCACUCAAUGGCUGGAUAGGAUGAUGCUUUGGGUAGCCCUCCAUUGUGAUCAGUUUGACAAGGAGGAACAAAUGGUUGUGUGGAUCCUGUACCACAUGACUGACAAAGCUGCCAACUGGGCUCUCCCCAUCAUUGGGACAAUUAUCAAGGGCAAGGGAAAUCCCCCUACUACCAUCACGGCCUUAACGGCUAAAUUCAAGGAAGCAUUUGCAGACCCCAAUGCCAAGAGGGCGGCUGCCAGGAAGAUUGCUGCACUGACUCAGACCACAACUACGGCUGAGUACGUCACCAAAUUCCGCAAUCUUAUGGCGGAACUUGACUGGAACAAGGAGGCGUAUAUUGCCCAAUUCACGCGCGGCCUUCACUGGAAGGUAAAAGAACUCCUGUCCACCAAGGACAACAUCCCUGACAAUGACCUAGAGGCCAUAUUUGCCGCUUUGGUCAAAAUUGACAACACUCAUUGGGAGAACAAGGAAAACCGCCCAAAGAAGGUUCCUGCCAAGGCUCCAACCACCGCAACCACCUCCACUUCCACCACUACCACCAGGGUCCGCCUAUUGGAGGAUCCCAAUUACGUCACCCCAGAAGAAAGGGAUUGUCACCACACGUCUGGCCUUUGCGUCAAAUGCGGCCAAAAAGGACAUGGCAUCAAACAAUGCCCCAAUGGCUGGAAGGCCACAAUCAAGGAGGUAGCUAAGGUGGCUGAAGAUACCAAAUCGGGAAAAGAUUGA
Molecule: messenger RNA, 1191 nt
Organism: Rhizoctonia solani
Lineage: Eukaryota; Fungi; Basidiomycota; Agaricomycetes; Cantharellales; Ceratobasidiaceae
Product: Retrotransposon-derived protein PEG10
Exons: 1
Coding region: 1-1191 (396 amino acids)
Molecular function (GO): nucleic acid binding; zinc ion binding
Source: RefSeq, a predicted model, not a curated record